Lodderomyces orthopsilosis Co 90-125 is the source of this 3240-nucleotide messenger RNA. It is a transcript of the gene CRM1, whose product is annotated as exportin. Bases 1 to 3240 code for a protein of 1079 amino acids. NCBI's taxonomy places the organism in Eukaryota, Fungi, Ascomycota, Pichiomycetes, Serinales, Debaryomycetaceae. Gene Ontology annotation, cellular component: cytoplasm; nucleus. The record is from RefSeq and is a predicted model, not a curated record. Gene Ontology annotation, molecular function: nuclear export signal receptor activity; small GTPase binding. Gene Ontology annotation, biological process: ribosomal small subunit export from nucleus; ribosomal large subunit export from nucleus; protein export from nucleus. The transcript has a single exon.
AUGGAAGCAAUUUUGGACUUCUCGACUGAUCUAGACAUUGCUUUGUUUGAUCAAACUGUUGAUGCCUUUUAUAAAGGUUCAGGUGAAAACCAAAAACAAGCACAAUCGGUAUUGAAUCGAUUUCAAGAACAUCCUGAAUCUUGGAAAUUUGUUGAUAAUAUCUUAUCUAAUUCAAGUAAUGCUCAAUCAAAAUACAUUGCAUUGUCAUGUUUAAACAAAUUGAUUCAAUAUAGAUGGAAAAUGAUUCCUGAAGAAGAAAGAAUUGGAAUAAGAAACUUCAUAGUCAAUAUGAUUAUCUCAUUAUGUAAUGAUGAAGCUGAGUUUGAAACCCAACGUGCUUUGAUAAACAAGAUUGAUUUAACUUUGGUUUCUAUAUUGAAACAAGAAUGGCCUCACAAUUGGCCAGAAUUUAUUCCUGAAAUCGUUGCUAGUUCAAGGUCUUCGUAUAAUGUAUGUGAAAAUAAUAUGAUUGUACUUAAGUUAUUAAGUGAAGAAGUAUUUGAUUAUAGUCAGGAUCAAUUGACUCAAGCUAAAGCACAACAAUUGAGGAUAAGUAUGAAAAAUGAAUUUGAAAAAAUUUUCAAAUUGUGUUAUGAAGUAUUGGACAAGACAACAAAGUCAUCGUUAGUUAUUGCCACCUUGAAUGCAUUGUUGAGAUAUAUUCAAUGGAUUCCUUCCAAUUACAUUUACCAAACUAAUUUGUUGGAUAUAUUAUCCACCAAGUUUUUAGCUCCAGUUGAUACUAGAGCAAUUACUUUGAAAUGUUUAACCGAAAUCAGUACUUUACCAGAAGAAAAUGCCAAAACGUUGCUUUUUUUCAAAAACACAAUGGAACAAUUUUACAAUAUUGUUCCCAUUUCAACAAACUUGAAAGAAAGCUAUAAAGUUGCUUCAACUGCUGAUCAAUCAUUUUUACAAGAUAUGGCCAUGUUUUUAUGUUCAUACUUAGGAAACCAUUUAUCAGUAUUGGAACAACAUGAAGAAGCUAAAGAUUUACUUCAAAAUGCGUUAAUUUACUUGUUACAAUUGUCAAGAAUUGAAGAACGUGAAUUAUUCAAAACUUGUUUGGAUUUUUGGCAAAUUUUUGUUCAUCAAUUGUUUGUUGAGACUAGGAAUUUGCCAAGUAAUGAAUUGAGUCCGAUGAUGCAAUUGACUUAUGGCAACUCUAUUAAAGCUGGUACUUCAGGUGGAGCUCCUGAUCCUGCCAUAUUAGCGAAAUUCCCCUUAAGACAACAUCAAUAUGCUGACAUCUUAUCUAAAUUGAGAUUGGUCAUUAUUGAAAACAUGGCCAGACCUGAAGAAGUUUUAGUUGUUGAAAAUGAUGAGGGUGAAAUUGUUCGUGAAUUUGUUAAAGAAAGUGAUACAAUUCAAUUGUACAAAUCAAUGAGAGAAGUUUUGGUUUAUUUAACUCAUUUGAAUGUUAUUGACACAGAACAAAUUAUGAUUGAAAAACUUUCUAGACAACUUGAUGAAAGUGAAUGGUCAUGGCAAAAUAUAAAUACUUUAUGUUGGGCAAUUGGGUCUAUUUCUGGUGCCAUGAACGAAGACAUGGAAAAAAGGUUUUUGGUCAAUGUCAUCAAGGAUUUGUUAUCAUUGACGGAAAUGAAAAGAGGUAAGGAUAAUAAAGCAGUUGUUGCGUCAAAUAUCAUGUACAUUGUUGGUCAAUAUCCUAGAUUCUUGAAAGCUCAUUGGAAAUUUUUAAAAACAGUGGUUAACAAACUUUUUGAAUUCAUGCAUGAAACGCAUGAAGGUGUCCAGGAUAUGGCUUGUGAUACAUUUAUUAAAAUUACCACCAAAUGUAAACGCCAUUUUGUCGUUGUGCAGCAAAAUGAAAGAGAACCAUUCAUUAAUGAGAUUAUUAGAGAAAUUCAAUCGAUUACAGAAGAUUUACAACCACAACAAGUACACACAUUUUAUGAAGCUUGUGGUAUAAUAGUAAGUUCUCAAAACAACAAAGAAGCCAGAGAUAAAUUGUUGAGUGAGUUGAUGGCUUUACCCAACAUGGCAUGGACUUCAAUAAUACAACAAGCAGGCCAAGAUCCAACCUUGUUAACCAAUACUGAAACUGUCAAAAUCAUUGCCAACAUUAUUAAGACCAACGUUGCUGUUUGUAAAGCUCUAGGUCCUGGUUUCUACUCACAAUUGGGAGGCUUGUAUGUUGAUAUGUUAUCAUUGUACAAAGCCGUUUCAUCAAUGAUAUCGGAUGCAGUUGCCAAAGAUGGAAUCAUUGCUACUAAAACUCCAAAAGUUCGAGGUUUAAGAACAAUCAAGAAGGAAAUAUUGAAAAUGAUUGAAACAUACAUAAACCAAGCAGAGAAUUUGGAAGAAAUCGUUAGAGAUUUGACUUCAUCAUUAUUUGGUGCUGUUCUAGAAGAUUAUAGUUCUAAUGUUCCCGAUGCUAGGGAUGCUGAAGUCUUGAGAUGUAUGACUGCAUUGGUCGCCAAAGUUGGUCAUUUGAUACCUGAUGGUGUUGUUUUGAUUUUACAAAAUGUAUUUGAAUGUACUUUGGAUAUGAUCAAGAAUGAUUUUGUUGAAUAUCCUGAACAUCGAGUUGAAUUUUAUAAACUUUUGAAAGAAAUUAAUGCCAAGUCAUUCCAGGGAUUGUUGCAAUUAUCUGGAGAAGCAUUCCAAUCAUUAAUUAAUGCUGCACUUUGGGCUUUCAAACAUAACAAUAGAGAUGUUGAAGAUAACGGAUUAUCUUUAACGUUGAAUUUAAUUGAAAAUGUCGAACAUUUAGGUGAUACACCCUUCACCAAGGCAUUUUAUGAAAAUUUCUAUUUCCAAAUCUUAUCCGAUACAUUAUACGUAUUCACUCAACCUGAUCAUAAAGCUGGGUUCAGAUAUCAAUCACAAUUAUUAGCUCAAUUGAUCCACUUGGUCGAAGAUAACGUCAUCAAGUAUCCAUUAUACACACCAGAUCAAGCACCUGAAGGAACAACAAAUUCUGCAUUUUUAAAACAAUAUCUUUCACAAUUGUUAUCUUCAGCAUUUGAUAAUUUACAACCAGAACAAUUGACCAAUUUCUUAAAAGUUAUUACUUCAGUAUAUGAUGAUUUGUUUAAAUUCAAAGCUACUUUGAGAGACUUCCUUGUGCAAUUGAAACAGUUUGGUGGUGAUCCUACUGAUUAUUUAUUUGCUGAAGAUAAAGAAUUGGAAAAGAUUGAAAUUGAUCGGAAACAAAGAGAAAAGGAUUUACAAGUUGGUGGACUAAUUAGACCAUCGGAAUUGGAUGAUGAUUAG